GCUAUAAAGGCUCAACCAUAGCAUCUGCCAAAUAGAAACAGGACAGGUCAUAUAAAUUGAACAGAGCAUUCAUACGAACCAACUAACCUUUCGAGGUGUCGGAAAACACUCUUAGAAGGUGUAUGAAAGCUGCAGUUGCUGAUAGAUAUAGGCCUAACAUUCAACCAACAGCUGGAGUACUAUUAUUAAAGACCGGACAAGAUUUUAGAACCAAGACGUCCAGUUUAAGUAGAGUAUUGUGAAAGUUUAAGUCGUUUUCACUAGUAGAGGAGGUUGAAGCAUCAGAGUCAAAAUGUGUUCAGGCAACUUUGCCAAGUGUCUGGGAAUCAGUCUGAUGCCUCUGGCGAUUGUGUGUGUUCUGUGUAACAUACUGCUCUUUUUCCCUGGGGGAAAACCUGUGGAGAAAGAACACAUCACAGAGCAAGUCUGGUACUUCGGAGGCAUUCUGGGAUCUGGAGUUCUGAUGAUCUUCCCGGCUCUGGUCUUUCUGGGUCUGAAGAACAAUGACUGCUGCGGCUGCUGUGGCAAUGAAAGCUGUGGGCGGAGAUUUGCGAUGCUGAGCUCCAUACUGUUUGCAGGUGUUGGGGUUGCAGGGGCUGGUUACUCAGUUAUAGUUUCUGCUGUGGCUAUUAACAAAGGACCUAAAUGUGUGGUCUUGAUUAACAACACAGUAAAGUUUUGGGACUCACCGUUCUUAAAUGGUGACUACUUGUCAAACAACGAUAUGUGGGCGAAGUGUGUAGAGCCGUCUGAUGUGGUGUCCUGGCAUCUCUCCCUGUUCUCGGUGCUGCUCGUCAUGGGUUUGAUCCAGAUGGCGCUGUGUGCUGUGCAGGUGGUGAACGGCCUUCUUGGAUGUCUGUGCGGGGACUGCUGUCGAGGGAGCGAUGGAGCUGUCUGAGCCCUUCCUACAGCUGUGAGAGUCUGCAGGUGGCUGCUUCCUUUUUAAUUCUUUUUUUUAUUUUAAGGUUGACAGUAGUUUCUUGCUUUGUGCCAUGAGCUCAUUGAUUACGUUGUGUGUGUAUAUGACAACACUGGUGACAUUACAUAGCUCUUAUUCUAAGGAUGAUGUAUGAAAAGUGAUGGGACAAUGAGGAGACCACACUAUAACUUUAAUAAUUUCUUCUUAGAUAAACUUAAACGAAGGGAGCAACAUCUUAGAACGAAAGAGAGUUUCUCUCUUUAGAUAAAUAUUUUUCUGUUGCUUGACUGCCCUCUGCUGGGGGUUAAAUGUCAUAGAGACCAAUACAUCUGCACUAUUGAUACAAUUAUUGUUCACUUCUCACUGACAACUGUGUCACUGUUUGAAUCAAAAGUACUGACGCGUAUUGCUCACUUUAGGCAUGGAAGUAAUUUUUAUUUCACUUUUCCUUUGUACAAACUUACUGUAGGCCUUCUCAUGAGGCACUAAUUGAUCUAAUCUGAUAUUAAAGCAUAUCAUCUUUCUGUAA
Messenger RNA from Eleginops maclovinus (Patagonian blennie), 1448 nucleotides. It is a transcript of the gene tm4sf4, whose product is annotated as transmembrane 4 L six family member 4. Bases 293 to 898 code for a protein of 201 amino acids. The transcript has 5 exons. Gene Ontology annotation, cellular component: membrane. NCBI's taxonomy places the organism in Eukaryota, Metazoa, Chordata, Actinopteri, Perciformes, Eleginopidae. The record is from RefSeq and is a predicted model, not a curated record.